This is a messenger RNA of Ipomoea triloba (trilobed morning glory), 1161 nucleotides long. Its product is annotated as protein argonaute 18-like. The transcript has 8 exons. The coding region runs from base 153 to 968 and encodes 271 amino acids. Gene Ontology annotation, molecular function: RNA binding. NCBI's taxonomy places the organism in Eukaryota, Viridiplantae, Streptophyta, Magnoliopsida, Solanales, Convolvulaceae. The record is from RefSeq and is a predicted model, not a curated record.
UGCCGGUUGUUAUGGGUUUAGCCUUCUUUUCCCUCACUCCCUCACUCCACUCUGCAGUUGAGAUAUUAUAGGGUUUAAAGGUUUAGCUCUCUCUCUCUCUUCUCUCUCCUCUCUCAGCUACUCCACUCUGUGGUUGAGAACUCGAAGCUUCCAUGGAUAGAUACCAGAAGGUCGAGAAACAGAAACCAGAAUCGGCCAUAAACGAGAAUGAGAUCCGAAUCACUUCUCAGGGCUUGGUCCGAAACUACAUUAACUAUGCCACCACUCUUCUUCAGGAGAGAUGUGGGAAAGAUAUCCUCUUGAAAGCAAUGGGUCAGGCAAUCAGCAAGACUGUAGCUAUUACAGAACUUAUCAAGAGAAGAUUUCCUGGACUGCACCAACAUACUUCCAUUAGCUCUGUAAGCAUAACAGAUGUUUGGGAACCCAUUGAAGAGGGGCUACAGAUAGUGGAACAGACUCGCCACGUUUCCAUGAUUUCAAUUACCUUAUCAAUAAAAGAGCUGAACAAGAACUCCCCUGGGUAUCAAGCUCCGUCUCAUGUUGAGCAAGGUAAACGGUAUAAUAACUACCAGUCACAACAACCACCUAGACAGUUACGCCCAGUCUAUGGCGGAGGUAAUGAAGAUUCUUAUGGUCGAGGCAGAGGCCAUGGUAGAGGCAGAGGACAGGGUUGGAACAGAGGUGGAUAUGGAAACUAUCAGGGCAACUACCGUGGAAACUAUCAAGGCAACUAUCAGGGCAACAACCAUGAAAGCUAUCAAGAGAACUAUCAGUGGAAUUAUCAGGGAAACUAUCAAGAAAAUGUUGGGUACUCAAACUGGGGUCGAGGUGGUAGUCAUGGUGGUUGGGGAUAUCAUGGUUCUGGAUAUGGAGGAGGUGGAGGUGGUGGUGGAAGGGCUUAUGGUCGUGGUGGCAGUCGUGGAAGGAUAGGCAACCGAGGUCCAAGAGGUGGUGGCAACCAGGCAUAGCCUGGGAUUGGCUUCUUUGCUGAACCUCAAAACUCAAAAGGCGGGAUGCCUUUGCUUUAGCUUUUUGUGUCUAAAAAGCAUCAAAAUUGGGGGUCUUCUUCCUACUUAGCUGUUAGAGAUUUUCGUUAGCAAAAUGCGUGUUUCAGAAUAUUUCUCGUUAUGAAAUCCUAGUGCAAAGUAGCCCUGUUACCGA